AUGGUGUGGCGAGUUCUGAAUCCUAAUGUUUUGGUUAUUAGGCCUUGCUGCCGGAGACAAGAAAAUUGUUUGAUUACCAAGAAAAGAAAGAAUAACAGUUGUGCCAAAAAAGGCCGAGGCCAUGUGCAGCCUAUUUGCUGCACCAACUGCGCCCAGUGCAUUUCCAAGGACAAGGCCAUUGAGAAGUUUGUCUUUGGAAACAUCUCCAAAGCAAGUGUCUUCGACGCCUGUGCGCUUCCCAAACCCUAUGUGAAGCUGCAUGACUGUGUGAGCUAUGCCAUUCACAGCAAGGGAGUCGGAAAUCAUUCUUGUGAAGCCCGGAAGGACCGAACACCCCCACCCCGCUUUAGGCCUGGGGGUGCUGCCCCACGACCUCCACCAAAGCCCAUGGAAUGAGCUAAGUCUUUAAAGAGUGAAGAAAAGUUCUCUGGGGGAAAAAUAAAUGAAAAUUGUAAUUAAAAAAAAAAAGA
Molecule: messenger RNA, 470 nt
Organism: Pipistrellus kuhlii (Kuhl's pipistrelle)
Lineage: Eukaryota; Metazoa; Chordata; Mammalia; Chiroptera; Vespertilionidae
Product: 40S ribosomal protein S26-like
Exons: 2
Coding region: 1-396 (131 amino acids)
Biological process (GO): translation
Cellular component (GO): ribosome; cytosolic small ribosomal subunit
Molecular function (GO): mRNA binding; structural constituent of ribosome
Source: RefSeq, a predicted model, not a curated record